CUUGCGGUAAAGAAGUGAAAGUAAAAGUAAAAACCUGAGAAGUGCUGACACUCCGCUUGACUUCUGAGGGCUUUAGUUGAAGGUUUUAAUCCCCGUGUUCACCCUCAGCUCUGCUCUCUGAGAACAUGCUGCACACCUUGAAGCCCUGUGAGAUUCAGACUGGAGGAUUCUGCUUCGAGAACACCCGCAGGAAUGCAGUUCUGGAGUCCAGCUUGUCAGAGUCCGGAUACAAAGCUCCAGGGGCCAGAAAGACCGGGACCACCAUAGCUGGGAUAGUUUUCAAGGAUGGAGUGAUCCUGGGAGCUGACACCCGGGCUACAGACGACAUGGUGGUGGCAGAUAAAAACUGCAUGAAGAUCCACUACAUCGCUCCUAACAUCUACUGCUGUGGAGCCGGCGUCGCUGCAGACGCUGACGUCACCACGCAGAUCAUGUCUUCCAACGUGGAGCUGCACAUGCUCAACACCGGGCGACCUGCACUCGUCACCAUGGUGACCCGGCAGCUGAAACAGAUGCUGUUCAGGUACCAGGGUCAACUCGGUGCCUCUCUGAUCGUUGGAGGAGUGGAUGUGACGGGACCUCAGCUGUACAGCGUUUACCCCCACGGCUCCUACGACAAACUGCCUUUCCUCACCAUGGGAUCUGGAGCUGCGGCUGCUGUCUCUGUGUUUGAAGACAGAUUCAAACCCAACAUGGAGCUGGAGGAGGCGAAGCAGCUCGUACGAGAAGCCAUCACUGCGGGGAUCUUCUGUGACCUGGGGUCAGGAAGCAACGUGGACCUGUGCAUCAUCACUGAGGCCGGAGUGGAGAUGCUGCGAGGAUACGACAAGCCCGCCAUGAAGGGCAAACGAGAGGGACAGUACAGAUAUAAGCCUGGCACCACGGCGGUCUUGACCAAAACUGUGACCCCCUUCCCUCUGGUCGUGGUCGACGAGUCUGUUCAGAUCAUGGACCCUGAAUAAAAAUGCAAUAAAAAAAAAAAGUAUCCUCGUGGACCAAAACCUUUUAAAUAUGUUGUAGCCUAAUUCAUCAAUGUACUAAAUAAAAAAUAAAAUGGUGUGGUGAAUGGA
Messenger RNA from Trematomus bernacchii (emerald rockcod), 1070 nucleotides. RefSeq names its product proteasome 20S subunit beta 10 (gene psmb10). The coding region runs from base 126 to 962 and encodes 278 amino acids. The record is from RefSeq and is a predicted model, not a curated record. Gene Ontology annotation, molecular function: threonine-type endopeptidase activity. The transcript is spliced from 8 exons. Lineage: Eukaryota; Metazoa; Chordata; Actinopteri; Perciformes; Nototheniidae. Gene Ontology annotation, cellular component: proteasome core complex.